This is a messenger RNA of Besnoitia besnoiti, 4203 nucleotides long. RefSeq lists its product as uncharacterized. Bases 1 to 4203 code for a protein of 1400 amino acids. NCBI's taxonomy places the organism in Eukaryota, Apicomplexa, Conoidasida, Eucoccidiorida, Sarcocystidae. The record is from RefSeq and is a predicted model, not a curated record. The transcript has 5 exons.
AUGGCUGCGCCGCUCCCGAGGCGGCUGCAGGGGCUCGCCCGCCCUUUGCAUGGCCGCGGGGCUCGCCCCAGCGUGUCAACUCCAGCGGCGACGCCGCAGUCUGUCUUGUUCGCCUCUCUGUUCGGAGAGCCGUUUUCUGCUUCGGCGGCGGCGCUGGCGUCGUCGCUGCGGGUGUCGUUGUCCUUCGCCGUCGAGUCGCUGCUCUUCUCGUCUUGUUCGUCUCCGCUCCCCUCUCGGGAGUCUCCUUCUUCUCGCGCCGCCCGCGCCCGUCGGGUCUCGUGUCAGUCUCUCUCUCUCUUGCGUGUUUCGUCCACUCUGCGUGCGUCGCCGGUCGCUGUGCCUCUCCGCUGCGCAUCUGGCAGCCUGCGCAACGCGCUGGGGUCCGCAAUGUGUGUCCGAAUCGCGGCGAGUUCUCCUCCGGGUUCGCUGGACUUUCGCCUCGCGCGACGGCCGCUGUUUUCUCAGCGUUCGGCGGGUUUGAAGAUUCCGCGCCUUGCGCGCGUGUACGAGAUGGAGCCGCGCGAGCUGCGCGACGCGGUCGCCGAUUGCGCGCGGCGGCAGAUUCGGAUGAAGGAGCUUUGGGACGCGUUCCUGUAUCGCGCAGUGGUGCUGCGCUCGGAGUUGCGACCCGAGUACAUUGCGACGAUUUUCCGCUCACUGGCCAUGGUGCAGAAGCCAGUUCUCUCCUUCGUAGACUACAUCCUCGAGGACGUGCGCUUCCGCCUGGACACGUUUCGCCUCCAAGACGUAGCGUUGCUUCUCUCCUCACUCGCGCGGCUACAGGUGCAGGACGACCUCCUUCUGCAGGCUUUCGUGCCGGUCAUUCUGAAGCGCAUCUCCUCCACUACGCCGCCCAAAGACCUUGCCCUCCUCUUCCACGCCUUCGUCCGCAUGCACGGCCCACAGACUGACCUGGUCGCCAGCCGAGUCGUAGCCUCGCUUGCGGGACGCACGGAGACGCUGCACCAGCCGCAGACGCUCGCACUCCUGCUCUACGCCUUUUCAGAGCACGCCCGCCGCCUCAUGAAGCGCGAGGCAAUGGCGCGCGAGGCGACGGCGCGCCUACGCCAGGAGCCGAGCGAGGGAGAGGGCGCGAGUGAGGCAGCCGCCGCGCUGGAGGCAUGCCGCGCACGCGACGCCGAUGGAAAAGCCGCGAAGCGGGGACCGGUUGACGCGCAGCCGAGCGAGGGCGGAGGCCGCGCCGAAGAGGCCGAGGACGCGGCGGGCGAGGAGGGGGGGGAGAGAGAGGAGGGCGAGGAUGGCGCACUUCGGAUUCCGUUUCAUGUUUUUCUGGAGAUCCUCCUCGAACAAGUCGGCAGAGAGCUGCGCGACUUCCGCGCGCGAGACUGCGUCCACGCGGUCGCGGCCGUCGCCAACCUCGCAGCCUGCAACAAACUGAUUCUGCGGGAUGCCGUCGAGCGGCGCGAGAGCGCUGAAGCCGCUCAGAGGGGAAGGGCGUCCGCCACGCCCGACGCGCCACGAGGCGUGGAGACUCCAGAGAACGAAGGCGAGGAAGCCAAGUGGAACGGAAGCUGGCUGCCGCCUUCGCUGCUCGAGGACGUGUUGUGGCGAGCGCACAAGCGCCUGAUGGAAGUCAAAUUCGAGAUGCAGAGUCGAGAAGCCGUGCUGCUCUUCCGGAGUAUCCAUAACCUCCAGACCGACUGCGCCGGGUUCGUGACGGAGGCCGAGGAGCUCCUGAAGGACCCGUCCCGUGCGCACGACUCAUUUUUCUCCUCUAUCGGCGGGGGCUUGAAGCCUGAGGCGGAGAAGAAAAAGAGGCGGCGACCGUUGCUCGAGCGGCUGCGCACUCUCGUCUCGCAAGAAAUCGUCCACCGGGCGGGAACUCUCGAGACCUCAGACGUGCUGGAGCUGCUGCGCAUCCUCGCAGCGGAGGACAACCGGGUUGAGCCGGCCCUGGAGGCCGCGCUCUGCGUACGCCUGGGUGACUCGCUGGUCGCGUUCUCGUCGCCAUACUUCAAGCCGCAGGUCGAACUUCACAAGACUCUGCAGCAGAGCGCCGACGCGUUUCUGCGGCUGUUCGCGCCCGCCGCGCAGCCCUACAUGCCUCCCUCGGCUGCAGUCGCCUCCCUCGCGUCGUCGCCCUCCGCUGAAACAGGAUUCGGCGGCGGUGCGCAUGCGGCGACGGCGGUGGUCAACAACUCGGCGUUCGCUUCUGCGAGCGACACGCUGCAGUCGGCCUGCGAGCAUCGCGGAAGGCCCUACCGAUUCGCUCAGCCCCUUGGAGUCUGCUUCUUCAAGCUUCUCGCGAAGCAGCGGGAGCUGAAACUGACGCCGCAGGUUGCUGCCUCCGUCACGUGGGCGCUGGGCGUCCUUCGCGUCCGCGACCCUCACUGGGCCUCGACGCUCAAGCACCGCCGUGCAUCCGUCGUCUCGUGUACGACUGGGCAAACCUUCUUUCCUUCUUCGGACUGCGCCGCGGCUUCGCGCGCAUUGGCUUCAGAGGCGCCGGUGGCCAGCGGCGUGGACUGCAGCGAUGCUGCGGCGUCUGACGACGAGGACGAGGCGGCGCUCUCGCGUCAGCGGAAGGAUUACUUCCAAGGCGUGGAGACAGUCGCGAAGCUGACAGGGGGCUUGGCGCUCCUCGGCAUGAGCGACGUCGCAGACGAGCUCGGCCUUUUCCCGCUGCUCUCCACUGUCGAGUGCUUCCGAGACGCUGAAGUCGCUCUCUCCGUCUUGACUGCGGCGACAGUCUUUGACUUGACGCGGCGGCCCGCGACGCUCGCCAACUCCCUCCUCCUUCCCGCCGCUGAGGCAGUGUAUGACCAGCGCUCGUCUCUCUCCGCGUCGCUCUAUCCAGCUCUGCGCUUCGUCGCGAUGUCGUCUGUCCUCUCGGCGUGUUCCCCACAUCUGCAGGAGUUCUUCGCCAAUCCCGGGGGGGCGCAUUUUACGGGGCCUUCCUCCGGCGGGUCGUCCGCGUCGCGCGCGUCCUGCGUCGCGCCGCAUUUGAGCCGGGUGUCCUCACACGACAUGCUGCUGUGCUCCCAACAGAUCCAGAAGAGGAAACACAGGUGGCGGCGCGGCCGUGGGCCGCAGGCCCUGGCGCACGGCCAGCAGCUCGACGCGAUCGUGAGCCGCUACCUGAACACACAAAAAGUGGGGUCGCUCGUGUAUAAGCCGACGCCGCUGGUCGCGGACGCCCUGGAGGAGGAGGACGACGACGGCGAGCUGUUUGGGGAUCCGGAGGAAGGCGACGGCGCCUCCGAGGCCGACCGAAGCGACGCGGCCGCGGACGCCGACAACGUCGGCGCCGCCGACGAGGACGACGAGGUGCUGACUUUUCCCGAACGCGUGAGGAAGGAACUCGCUUCUUGGCACGGCGUUCAAGUUGCCUGCGAGGUGCCGGUGGGCCCGUUCCUUGUCCCCUUCGCAGUCGAUCUCGUCAGCCUGGGAAACCAUUUGAAGCGCUUCCCGUUGACACCCGCGAAGUCCCUCUGCAACGUCGGGGAAGACCAAGUAGACGCAGGCGAGGCCGAAGGCGACGGCGAAGCCAACGAGAGGGAAGUGGAGCGCUUCGACGCUGAAGAAGGCGACGCAGCGGAGGAAAAGGGUUGGGCGACGCCGUCGGCGAGGGUCCGUGACGGUGGCGUUGACGUCGAAGCCGACGAGGUGUCUCACGCGUCUCAGUGUCAGGGGGAAGACGAGUUGGAUGCGAACGGCGAAGAGUCAGAGGAAGGCGACGGGGAGGCGGCUGGUUGUGCGGGCGCCUCUGAGGAAGGCCCCGAGCGACGCACACAUGUCCUCAUCGAUUUGCUGUGGCGGGAUUUCGACUUCUACUUGGAUGCCGCGUCCGACGCGGCGCACACGGCGCCGCCUGGCCACCGUGCCGGGCGCCCGAUCUCUGCGGUGCCCGCGGCGGGCGACGACCGGCAAGGCCCGGAGACAAAGGAGGAGAUUUCUGAGAGCCGCGAAACCGCUGCGCCUGUCGCUUCCCAAAGGUCGGCUGCCGGUCGGGUCAAGAGCCCCCUGCUGUGUGCCGGCAAGUUUGCCGAGCUGAACGCGCUGAGGCGGCAGGGAUGGCACGUUGUGUGCGUUAGUGAAACAUCGUGGAUUGCGCUCGAGGCGAAGCGACGAAAGGGCGACGGGGACCGCGACGCCCUCAAGCGCUACAUUCUUUCCUGUAUCGCAUCGUUGGGGAAGGGCAAACGCAGGCCGCCCGCAAAGAGUGACGCACACGUGGCGUAG